UGCAUCAACAUGGUCUCUUCUGUGUCGAGCAUCAUGAGCCGGAAGAGCUUUAGCAUGGCAACGGCGCGGACGAGCUUCGCGACCUUUCAACUUAACAAGCCGGGCCAGCCCAAGCGCCGGAACCAGCACCGCGUCUACCUUCGCAUUCUCUCCAACCUCACUGCGGCCACAGUCGUGCUCAUCUCACUCGUGACCAUGAUCAUCCUGCUCUCAGAAGGCAUGUUUAACCGGCUCAUUCUCACAUGGUUCCACCAAGACAACACCGACUACUGGAACGCCUUUGGCACCUCGUGCGUCCUCACGAGCCAAGGCUUCGUGCCAGGCUCUUGCUCGGCGCUUGAAGUCAAUAUCACUGAAACUGGCGCGGCGUGGGGAGGCCUCGGAAUCCAGCUCGCCAAAGGAUGGCAAGUGCCUCUCGGAACGUCGCUCUACGUCACGACGUGCUUUAUCGGUGGAACACCUGCUAUCGGGUGGGCUGCGCUCCAGUUCAUCGGCGGCUACGAUACCUUUCCCAGCUGCAUUCUCACCAACGGCAGUCAGACCAUUGCCGGUAUGGCCAUGGUCGAAGCCGUCAACGUCGAUGGUGCCACGGGCGCGUACUUGCUUUCGAUGUUUGCUGAUGCGGCACAGCCCGCCACUGUGGUCUACACCAACACGGACAGCACGACCGGUAAUGUCAUUGAGAACGUUCCCCACAUUCUCGUCGAACGGAAUGGGUCUGCGCGACCCUAUCCGAGCGCUAUGGUCUCGGUCCUCAACUCGCACCCCCUCGGCAAUCGGUACCUCGUUCAAGGCUAUUGCAUCUCGCAGUUCAUCGACCUCGGCACCGAUACCGUAGCGUUCAAAGGCUGGAGCACAGGUCGCGACUCCCAAAAGAACGUGGUUACUGGUUGGGCCUGCGGCCACCGCGUCGCACACGCCACCGAGCUCCUCCUCUUGCAAGCGACGGCCGGUCUGCUUUCGAUUCUAGGUCUCGCACCCGACAUUUACAUUACAAUCAAAGGCCUCCAAGGUGUCAUGUCCAGCAAGCCCGUGCUGACCUACGACAUUCUCUCGGGACUGGAGCGCCGCAAGACACUCCUCCUCUUCGUUGUGCUCUGCUCUGCGCCUUCUCUGCUCUUUGUGGACGUCGCGCGCAUCUACUUUGGCACGACCAACGGGCUUCGUAUUUGGACCUUCUCGAUCAUCUCGCUGGGCAUUUUUUUUGCGUUUGGGAGCUUUCUGUGCUUGACCUUCUUGCAGUACAUUCCCAGUCUACCCAAGCUCCGGCAUCGCUUACUGCCCAUCUCGGUCUCUGUGUUUUUAUACGCAGCGAUUCCUGCGAUCGCCUUGAGCAUCAACGGGUCGUGGCAGAUUCUGUGCAACCUCUUUUACGCAGGGACACCGACAAUUGUCAUGCAUCUGAACGGCAAGGCGUAUCCGUGCGCGGCGUACGAGACGUCGGGUGUCGAGCCCGCGGCAAGCUACUUGUUGCCGUGGAUUGUCCCCGCUCUGGUCAUCUGUCUUGGGCUCGGUGUUCUUGUCGCCGUUAGCAAGCUCUACUACUUUCAGCAUCGCUGGCUCCUCGACGCGCAGUGGGCGACGGGAAGCACGUUCCUCACGGCCUGCGGCCUUCCCCGCUGGUUUACAAGCUUACCGCUCGGCCGCCACGAAGCCAUCAAGAUUGGCAACCGCCUCUUCUGCAAGCCAAGCAUGCAAGCUCUCCUAGGUUUUGCAAGCGUCACGCCGCAAGUGCCAGCAUCAAAGGCCAAGUCCGACGAGAGAACCUUGCAUCUCGUAAGCAUCUACGACCUCCUCCUCGCAACGGCGCCAGCAUGCGUCUAUACGCCCAAGAUAUACGGUGACGUUGUCAAGAACGAGCUCAAGCCGCCGUCAACGAAGCGCUUGGAUCGACGCGCCUCGUAUGAGCACUCGCGCGGCUCGUGCGUGUGCUGAGCCGUCUGCGUCUGCCACGUCAUCGUGAAUAGACUGUAUAUUUCUUACUAAUUCCGUAUUUGGCAUCACAUAUACCGAUUUAUUCCCGUAA
Molecule: messenger RNA, 2026 nt
Organism: Saprolegnia parasitica CBS 223.65
Lineage: Eukaryota; Oomycota; Saprolegniomycetes; Saprolegniales; Saprolegniaceae
Exons: 1
Coding region: 10-1935 (641 amino acids)
Source: RefSeq, a predicted model, not a curated record